This is a messenger RNA of Musca vetustissima, 969 nucleotides long. Its product is annotated as adenylate kinase-like. Gene Ontology annotation, biological process: nucleoside triphosphate biosynthetic process. Gene Ontology annotation, cellular component: cytoplasm. Lineage: Eukaryota; Metazoa; Arthropoda; Insecta; Diptera; Muscidae. Bases 1 to 969 code for a protein of 322 amino acids. The record is from RefSeq and is a predicted model, not a curated record. The transcript has 5 exons. Gene Ontology annotation, molecular function: ATP binding; nucleoside diphosphate kinase activity; AMP kinase activity.
AUGGCGUCUAAUAAAAUCCAUUGGAUUUAUGAAUAUGUCAUGGAAAAUGUCAACAGUUUGCCUCCGUCAGAAUAUAAGUUGCCAAAUUCCAUUCAAAUGUCUUUCAUUGUGGAUAAAAAUAAUUACAAAUUGUUGGAAUUUGCCGCCGAAGUUAUGGUCUAUUUUGAAAAACAUAAAAUAAUAGAAAUCGCCAAGAGAAUUUUGAUAGAAUGUGCACUAGAACGUCCCCGUAAUACCCAGUUAUGGAUUGCAAAAAAUAUUAAACGUAUUGCUGUAGAAAUUUAUGAUGAUUGUUUGAAGGGGGGAAAAUGUGGUAUGGUGGCCAGCUUAAAUAUGACACCCCGUUAUCUAUAUCGUGUAGUUAUGUUUGGUAGGCAUGGUUCGGGUCGGAAAACACAAGCCCAAUAUUUGAUAAAACGUUUUAAUUUGAUUUUAAUUGAUGCUGAAAAAUUAAUAUAUCAACAUUUAAGAGGUGAUGAUACGGCACCUCAUGAUCCUUUGGCUCGAGAAUUGCAGCGUGCAUUUUAUUAUGAUAAUUGCCAGGCGAAAUUGCAAGCUUUGGCCAAUAUUAUUUCCAGACGUUUGUUGGAUUGUGAUUGUUUGCGACAUGGUUGGAUUUUAAUAAAUUUUCCCCAUACUUUGCAAGAUAUUCAAGAACUAAUGGAGAGAUUUAAAAUACCACCCAAUAAAUUUGUCUAUUUAAGGUGUCCCGAAAAGAUGUGCAUGCUAAGGCUUAUAAAUAUGCCAAAUAUGAAAGAAACAUUGCAAGCAAAUUGUGAUUAUUAUGAACAGAAGAUGCGUUUUUUCAAUAAUCAAGAACCACAAAUUGAAUCAUAUCUCAUGAAGCGUCAAGAAACUAUUAUCGUAGAUGCCUCACAGCCAACGAAUGUGGUAAAAACCGAGAUGUUAUCACUAAUCGAGAAAACACCAUAUCUCAUGGGAUUUAAACAUGAUCUAAUAGAAAAAUAA